CAGAGGGAUAGGCUACGUCAUUACACAUGUAGAGAAAUGUGUAAAGAAAAAUACUGAAACUUCUGCAAGAAGAACUUGGGGGUGAAGGAAUAACGUUGCAGACUCGUAUUAUUACUAAAUGAAGAGGAUUUAUCACCACCACUUGAAGAAAUGUAUAACUAUGUAAUUAUAUAAAAGAAGCUUGGAUGAAGUCGAGUAACUGUCGCGCGCCGCUGGAAAGGAUCUCUGAAAUCGGCUCUAGACUAGAGCAUCUGACGCUGGUCCAUCACUUUCAACUCAGCUGUAAAAGGUGGGAUAUCUGUCGAUCUCACUCUAAACAGGACUUUUAAUACGCCUCUUUACCGAUCUCUGCUGGACAUUUGUGGAAUAACAUCUUGACAACCAGAGACGAUGAACAAGCAGAUAUAUAUCCACUAUAACUACACAGGGAAGCUGGAAAACCGUCAGAAUGGAACGAUCACAGGUGGUGGCGUCACCUUGGAUGCUAAAACCAUCGUGUUCCUCAUCAUCUGUUGCUUCAUAAUCCUGGAGAACCUGAUUGUUCUAGUAGCAAUAUGGAAAAACCAUAAGUUCCACAACCGCAUGUACUUCUUCAUCGCCAACCUGGCGUUGUGUGACCUUCUGGCUGGGGUGGCCUAUAUCGUCAACCUCCUCAUGUCAGGGGAGAAGACCCUUCACCUGUCCCCAGUGUUGUGGUUUGUAAGGGAAGGGAGCAUGUUUGUAGCCCUGGGGGCUUCCACAUUCAGUCUCCUGGCUAUAGCUAUAGAGAGACAUCUGACCAUGAUUAAAAUGAGGCCCUACGACGCCAAUAAGAAUUACAGGGUGUUCUUGCUCAUAGGGACCUGCUGGCUCAUAGCGAUAUCCCUGGGAGCAUUGCCCAUCCUGGGGUGGAACUGCUUGGACAACCUCCCUGACUGCUCCACAGUCCUACCGCUCUAUACCAAGAAGUACGUGGCAUUCUGCAUCAUCAUCUUCAUGGCCUUGCUGCUGGCCAUGUCCGUCCUGUACAUACGCAUCUACAUGUUGGUGAGGACCAGCAGUCGGAAGGUGACGAAACAUUCCAACUCAGAGCACUCCAUGACCCUCCUCCGUACUGUCAUCAUCGUGGUCGGCGUCUUCAUUGCAUGCUGGAUGCCCAUCUUCGUCCUCCUCCUCAUCGAUGUGGCCUGCGAGCACCGCUGCUGUCCCAUUCUCUACAAGGCCGACUACUUCAUAGCCCUGGCCGUGCUCAACUCUGCCAUGAACCCUGUUAUCUACACCUUGGCCAGCAGGGAGAUGAGGAGAGCCUUCUUUAGCUUGGUCUGUGGCUGUCUGAUGAAGGGGAAUGUCUCCAGCAGCGGUGAGCCAAAUAAGCCCAAUAACCUGGAGCACAGCAGGAGUACAGCAGGAGCACAGCAGGAGCACAGCCCAUAAUAAUCCUAACAACCACAGCAGGAGUACAGCAGGAGCACAGCCCCUAAUAAUCCUAACAACCACAGCAGGGCAGAUGAGCAGCAGAAGGACAUGGACAGUAGUCUGAAUAUUAUAGUGGCACAGACCUUAAUAAAGAGUCCAACAUCAUUGUGCGCCAAUGUGGCCAAUGGGUUGAGGUUUUCUGCUGGGCCCUGAACCUCCAUAUCUGAAUCCUUCUGAGUGAACACAAGAGACUAUGAAGUGUGGCAACGCGAGACAUUGUAGCCCUAUGCUGUGCAUAGGAUGGAGAGACAUUGAAGGCCUAUAAUGUAACUAUACUGAAAAAAUAUAUAAACGCAGCAUGUAUAGUGUUGUCCCCAUGUUUCAUGAGCUGAAAUAAGAGGCCCAAAAUUUUCCAUGUGCACAAAAAGCUUAUUUCUCUUCAAUUUUGCACACCAAUGUGUUUACAUCCCUGUUAGUGAACAUUUAUCCUUUGCCAAGAUAAUCCAUCCACCUGACAGGUGUGGCAUAUCAAGAAGCUGAUUAAACGGCAUGAUCAUUACACAGGUGCACCUUGUGCUGGGGACACUAAAAGGCCACUCUAAAAUGUGCAGUUUUGUCACACAACACAAUGCCACAGAUGUCUCAACUUUUGAGGGUAGUGUGCAAUUGGCAUGGUGACUGCAGGAAUGUCCACCAGAGUUGUUGCCAGACAAUUUAAUGUUAAUUUCUCUACCAUAAGCCGCCUCCAACGUCAUCAUAGAGAAUAUGGCAGUAUGUAUGAUGCGUUUCUAUUUUUAUUCAGUAUAUUUAGCCAAAUUACUUCAUAACCACAAACAAGCACUUGGCUCUCCCUCUCUGUGAGGGUAGAGGGUCCAGAAACUGUCCAGACCAGAUAAAGACUGUGCCAUCGAGAUAUAGGGCGAGAUUAAAUUUGGCACCUUUUAAAGGUAAAGUUUUCUGCAUUCACAGAGACUGCAUUCAUGGUAAACGUUGCAUAGGUUUAAUUACCUUUAAAUGUCAAAUCGCUCUAUAACGCAGAUAUUCCGCGGUCCGAAUUGAAUCUAGGCCAUAAACUACAGUGUAGACUGCCACUAUACUGUAGGCCCUGUAAAGCACGGUGGGCUGGGAUGGUCAACAGAUGGCUAUUUUACAUGAAUUGUAAAUGUAACUCUUGAAAAAAGCUAUUUAUUAUUUUUUAGUUUGUCCUACUUUGACAUAUGUGUACAGUUUUUCUAAAUACUGUUACUCUACAUUAUAAACUGUGUGGUUCGAGCUCUGAAUGCUGAUUGGCCCGACAGCCGUAGUAUAUCAGACCGUAUACCACGGGUAUGACAAACGUUUAUUUUUACUGCUCUAAUUAAGUUGGUAACCAGUUUAUAAUAGCAAUAAGGCACCUUGGGAGUUUGUGGUAUAUGGUCAAUAUACCACGACUAAGGGCUGUGUCCAGGCACUCAUCGUGCCUAAGAACAGCCCUUAGCUGUGGUAUAUUGACCGUAUACCACACCCCCUCGGGCCUUAUUGCUUAAUUAUACAAUGGUAGCAUGCUAUUUGUUUUAUUGUGUAAAACGAUUGUAUUUAACCAGAUGAUUUGCUCAACAUUAUGCUACUACCUGUACUGUAGCAUCAUUUAACUGUUAACUGUUAUGAGCUCAUGGAAGCUUCCCUGUAGCAGUGCUAAACCCGGUUGAAGUGAAGCUUCCCUAUUAGCAGUGCUAAACCCGGUUGAAGUGAAGCUUCCCUGUAGUAGUGCUAAACCAGGUUGAAGUGAAGCUUCCCUGUAGCAGUGCUAAACCAGGUUGAAGUGAAGCUUCCCUGUAGCAGUGCUAAACCCGGUUGAAGUGAAGCUUCCCUGUAGCAGUGCUAAACCAGGUUAAAGUGAAGCUUCCCUGUAGCAGUGCUAAACCAGGUUGAAGUGAAGCUUCCCUGUAGCAGUGCUAAACCCGGUUGAAGUGAAGCUUCCCUGUAGCAGUGCUAAACCCGGUUGAAGUGUUGACUGGAGGUUGCAGGGCACCACCCUCUGCUGCUAUGUACUAAAGCAGUGGUCAAAAAGGAAAAGGCAACCGCUCAGAUUUUUUAUUUACAUGACUUAAAAAAUGUAAGCCUAUGCAACAUUAACCAAUUAAAAACAGUACUGUAGUAAUGAGGUUUGUGCAGUAAGCUAUAGUCCCAAUACACUAUCACUGUAUAUUGGCUAGGCUUGAAUUGCCCUGCCAAUGUUGUUUUUCAACAGAACAUUCUAAAAUUAUAUUUAAACGUUUUAGGUAUAUGAUCAGACUGGUAAUAGAUAAUUUGAUGUAUUACUUGUGAAGCACAGCUGAGUGACAUAAUAAUUAUAUAUACUUUUUUUACUGUA
Molecule: messenger RNA, 3748 nt
Organism: Oncorhynchus masou masou (cherry salmon)
Lineage: Eukaryota; Metazoa; Chordata; Actinopteri; Salmoniformes; Salmonidae
Product: sphingosine 1-phosphate receptor 3
Exons: 3
Coding region: 391-1413 (340 amino acids)
Biological process (GO): regulation of metabolic process; adenylate cyclase-activating G protein-coupled receptor signaling pathway
Cellular component (GO): plasma membrane; cytoplasm
Molecular function (GO): sphingosine-1-phosphate receptor activity
Source: RefSeq, a predicted model, not a curated record